UGAGUCGCCACUAAAUUCUUGUACCGCAGAUAAUUAUUACUUUCAUAUCAAAAAAAAAAACUAUCGCAAUCACACACAGACACACGUACAUACACACGGUUCCAACCAGGAUUCAAUUCCUCCAAGCAUUUGAAACAUUUUUUUCCUAAGCACUUCCUUACUAAAUAUUGCUAAAAUAUCCACUGUGUACAAAUCAAUUUUGCAAAUACUUAAAGCAAACUGCAGAGCUGAACUGCAAAUCGAAAACGUAGAGCAGAUAGCUUAACAAAUGCGAAAGCUUGAACAAUGUUGAGUUUCAAGUAAUUUUAACUUCAAAGUAUGGAUCUAUAAAUCUAUAUUAUAUAUAUGUACAUACAUAUAUACAUAUAUGUAUGUCGUAUACCCGAAUCCAAAUUUUGCUCCACUCAUUCCCAACAAAGAUUUGUUUUCAACUCUACAAUUCUCACCCUUAUUAUAGCAAAGUCUUCAUAUAAUUUAGCGGAGACUUUACUCUCUUCAAAAAUGACAAGAGUUUGAAAAGGUGGUGCUGCCACGAUCCAAAGGAAAUGAAGUGGUUAAAACGUAGCACUGCUUGCACUCCGGUUCACAUUCGAGUUUUGUACACAGCGGUGAACGGACGAGUUUGCCGAGGCCAUAUUAUACAAACAGUGUCAGUGCCUUUUACGCGAAUAAAAUCAUACAUGCCUAUACCCCAACUGAAAUAAAAGCACCAUAGAAAACAACGAUUUUUAUUCAAGUGCUUAAAAAGAUAUUUAACUAAAUUUCUAUAAACAAUGCUUAAGUGGGCAGUUAACACACCGCGACUGUCCUAUCUUACAGUGGACGAAUCAAAAGCAAAUACCGAAAACUUGCAGCUGAAAACUUUAAGCGCCUUAUCCCCGGGAAAACUCAGCACUCCUAAUGAAAUAAUUUCCACCCAAACACAAACGCUCUCCGUCAAGCGGCAGAGGCUGAAACGGAAAUCUUCUGAUAUUUACCUUUCACGACGUUUGCAAAACUGGUUGGAUAAGGAAAAUCAAGUGACAUCUACUCCACUUCACUCAAGCUCAAAGGUAUAUAACAAAAACGGUCCUUUGCGUCGGCUUAACAGUUUCAAAGACUUAUCCAACAUCAUACCUUAUGAGAACGCUGUCUCAAACAAUCCCCCAAACCCAAACUUAUCACAGUUUAACGCACCAAGUCAGUGUAUAGAUAAUGAUAUAUUAACAAAGAACAAUCCUGUCAACUAUGCUACUACACUGCCUACUCUCGAAGUCGAAUACUCGCCAUGCGGCCUAGUUCCCGGACCGAUUCUGGCAUUGCGCGGUUUGGGUAUUGCUGAUAGAUACUUUGAUCAACCGCGAUAUCUGCCACAUAAUAAGAGCGAGGAAACUAUAGUACAAACAAAACCAACCAUUAAUAUAAUUAAUUCUACGUUUCAAAAUCAAAGGCAUACACGACGAUCUUUAAAUAGCAUACGCGAUGAUACUGCAUCAUUGAGCUCUUCCAAAAUGGGUGAUCAAACGCUGGAACGUAUGAUAGACGCGAUAUUGGAGAGCACAAGAAAGGAAAAGAAGCCUAUGAAGUUUGCGAGACAAUCAAAUAACCAGCAGUGCAUGGUAAUGUCACCCACAUACACACCUGCAGAAGAUCCCGCCAACGAUUUAAGUGAAUUUUGGAUUGAGACACAAAAUGAAGAGCCGCUUUUACAAACAAUGCGAAAGAAACGACGUUCUCGACCAGCUAGUGUUACAUCAAUAUACAGCGAGCGAGAGGUUCGGUCUCCACAUCGAACAAGCAACCGUAAACGUAAUAUUUUUCACUUGCGCCGACAGCGAGCAGUGCGUAGAAAACGGAAAACUCCUAAGGACAGCGUGAAACAAUAUACACAUAAAAUAGGUGAGCCAACAUCGACAAACAAAGAACUAACAGAAUCGGCCGAGCAUAAUUGUAAACGGGUUGAUAAUUCAAGCCCUGAUAGUGGUCACAAUUCCUUCAGCGAAUUGGAUGACAAUUCCAUCAUGCUGGAGAGUAAUUGCUUAGCGAUCGUCAGCCCGCUGGAGAGCUCUGAUCUGUGUGCUUUAAAUUCAACAAAACGGCGCCUUAGCUUUACAAAUCAGACGUCAAUCGUAUAGUAUACAUAUGCAUACCCAUACAUAUGUUUUAUGGAUUAGCGUUAUAAUUUGUUGCAUUUUCU
Messenger RNA from Bactrocera tryoni, 2176 nucleotides. RefSeq lists its product as uncharacterized. The record is from RefSeq and is a predicted model, not a curated record. The coding region runs from base 774 to 2114 and encodes 446 amino acids. The transcript has 2 exons. Lineage: Eukaryota; Metazoa; Arthropoda; Insecta; Diptera; Tephritidae.